Molecule: messenger RNA, 330 nt
Organism: Protopolystoma xenopodis
Lineage: Eukaryota; Metazoa; Platyhelminthes; Monogenea; Polystomatidea; Polystomatidae
Source: the annotation of a GenBank genome assembly
AUGCUCUGCCCACGCAACUCACCAUCUAGCCUCCAUGGUGAGGUCACCGUGGUGGGCGGCAUUUGCGCUGGGACUCAGCGGUAUUGGCUGUCUUUUCGUCUGUGCUUGUGGACUACGUAUCUGGUGUCGAUUAUCUCGCACAGUUGGCUAGUCCAAAACGAUGAGCUGGGGUCGAUCGACUCCUGUCGGGGUUCUUGUGACAAUCCAGGCAGCUCCUCAUUCAGCGGAGGGGAGAUUGAGUUCUUUCAUCGGGCACCUGGUCCUGAAUGCAAAAUGACUUCGGUCCUUCCAGGAGGGGCAGCGAUCUUAUGCCGCUCAGCCAAUCCAUAG